AUGGAAGACGGCGGGUUUCAUACGGACGGUGGCCAUUUUACGAACAUUCCUGUACUGGACUAUGACCAGACAACCCAGCCGAACGCUAGGCAGGAAUUUUUGGCACGGCUCCGAGAAGCCCUGGUAAAUGUCGGGUUUUUGUAUCUCAAAAAUCCCCCGGUCCCAAUUGAUGUGCAAGAGACACUGGUUCAGAAGGCGAAGGAGAUGUUUGAAUUGCCUUUGGAAAAGAAGCAGCAGCUCGAGAUGGUCAACAGCAAACAUUUCCUGGGAUAUACUCCUCUCGGGAAUGAGAAGACAAUUGGCGAGACUGACCACCGCGAAUCAUUUGAUUUUAGCACCGAAUGCUUACCCCCAAGUCCCGAGGAGCCGUUGUAUUGUAAUCUUCGUGGGCCUAAUCAGUGGCCCAGCGAAUCUGACGUUCCCGGUGGCCGAGACGCCGUUGAAGCCUAUCUGAGCGCCAUCGGCCACCUAGCGGACGACUUCAAAAUCCUUAUCGCUGAAGCUCUUGAUAUGCCAUCGACAAGCUUUGUGGGAUUUUUCGACAAUCUCACUCAGAACAAACUCAAGCUCGUUAAAUACCCCCCACCGAAGCCGUCUUAUUGCGAGGAAUUGGAUCAUACACGUCAAGGUGUUGGGAUUCAUAAAGAUGCAAGCUUCCUGACCUUCUUGCUACAGGGGACUUCCCAUUUAGGCCUUGAGGUUCAGAACAAAGGCGGCAGAUGGAUACCUGUACCCCCAAUUCCCGGCACGUUGGUGAUCAACAUCGGGCGAUCGCUUGAAGCUAUCACCCACGGAUUAUGCACUGCCACCACUCACCGCGUCAACCUGCGACCCGAAAAUUUCCUAGACCGUGUCACAAAGCAAUCACUUGGGCCUCGAUACUCCUUUCCUGUCUUCCAAGGAUUGGCUCUGGAUCUCACCCGAGCCAAGAUGAAUCUGGAAAUUCCACCCCAUAUUCGGGACUUGAAUAAAAAUAUCCAGGUCAAGUCAGAUGCCGAGAGUUAUUUGAACCACAUUUUCCAGGGAUGUAUUGGGCAGGGCAGCUUUACCGCCCGUCUAGCUGCCCAUCCGGAUGUCGGCCGUCGGUGGUACCCAGAUUCCAUGGAGCGAGUUUUGGAGGGCCAGAGAACAAUCAUGAACUGA
This is a messenger RNA of Penicillium robsamsonii, 1143 nucleotides long. Its product is annotated as isopenicillin N synthase family dioxygenase. The record is from RefSeq and is a predicted model, not a curated record. Lineage: Eukaryota; Fungi; Ascomycota; Eurotiomycetes; Eurotiales; Aspergillaceae. The transcript is spliced from 3 exons. Bases 1 to 1143 code for a protein of 380 amino acids.